This is a messenger RNA of Acromyrmex echinatior (Panamanian leafcutter ant), 1266 nucleotides long. Its product is annotated as regulator of microtubule dynamics protein 1. Lineage: Eukaryota; Metazoa; Arthropoda; Insecta; Hymenoptera; Formicidae. Gene Ontology annotation, cellular component: spindle microtubule; cytoplasm; mitotic spindle pole. Gene Ontology annotation, molecular function: microtubule binding. The record is from RefSeq and is a predicted model, not a curated record.
AGCGUCAAGUGAAAAAGCCUAAUGCAUUGACUUGUUCAUUUGACACAAAGCUGUAGAUAGUACACACAAUGCAUAUAUAAAAAUUUAUAUAUGUAACGUUAUAUGUGAUGAUAAAUGUUUGAAAAAUAUUGUGAACUCUGAUGACUCUGAUUAAGAUAUAGUUUCUGUAUAACGCCUACAAAUUAAACUUUUUUUGGUUUGUGUAGGUUAACUUUAGUUUCAAUUUACUGCUAAUUCAUCACAUAAUCUCUUACUAUCUUCUUCUAAUAAGAAUUUUCCAAUCGAAAAUUUAAGUAAAAAUGCUACUACAAAGAUUAUAUCGUAUUACAAACUGCAACAGAAUUCUUCGAAGAGCUGUUUUAUAUAAAAAUAUUCAUCCAGUACGUAAGUGGGAAAACAAUAUGCACAUUUUUAGAAAGUUAACAAUAAUGUCACCAUUUACUGUAAUGGGAAUAUGGGGAUUUAUAAAAAGCAAUAGUGAUGACAAAACACAAAUUGCAAUAAAAGAACUUCUUGCUAAAGCAGAUACGCUUUUCGAUCAGGGAAACUAUAGAAAUAUAUAUAAUCUUCUCUCAAACUAUAAGGACAGUAAGGAUGUUGAAAUCUUAUGGCGUUUAAGUAGAGCCAUUUAUAAAAUGUCUGAAAUAGCCAGUGAUGUUGAAGCACAAAAGUUAACUUAUGAGGGAUAUGAUUUAUUAUGUAAAGCUCUUGAUAUUCAAGAAGAUCAUUACGCCUUGCAUAAAUGGAUAUCUAUAUUUCUUAAUAAAAAAAGUAUUUUGGAAGGUACAAAGACACAUAUAAAGGAAUCGUAUAAUAUUAAAAAACAUAUGUUGAGAGCGUUAGAGUUAAAUCCUAGUGAUGCAACGUUACUUUAUAUGCUUGGAAGCUGGUGCUAUGAGGUUUCAAAUCUGACAUGGUAUCAACGAAAAAUAGCAUCUGUUGUAUUUGGAGAACCACCAACUUCGACAUUUGAAGAAGCGUUGAUGUAUCACGAGGCUGCUGAAAAAACUGAUCCAAAUUUCUACAGUCAUAAUUUACUAAUGCUAGGAAAAACAUAUUUGAAAUUGAAUCGUACGGAAGACGCGAUAAAAUAUUUUAAAAAAACUGCUGAAUUUCCUGCAAAGAAUGAUGAAGAUCAACAAGCGAAACAAGAAGCACAAAAAAUAUUAAACAGCAUUUCAAAAUAGUAUAUGCAGAGAUAAAUAUUGAACUGCAUUUUUUAAAUGUAAGGAGGAACCAUUUGGAUAUUUUUAACGUUUUUAUUGU